This is a messenger RNA of Vicia villosa (hairy vetch), 684 nucleotides long. Its product is annotated as cold and drought-regulated protein CORA-like. NCBI's taxonomy places the organism in Eukaryota, Viridiplantae, Streptophyta, Magnoliopsida, Fabales, Fabaceae. Bases 69 to 515 code for a protein of 148 amino acids. The transcript has 3 exons. The record is from RefSeq and is a predicted model, not a curated record.
CUUUCUUACUAUUUUUCUCAUCCUUCACUACUAAAUAUCACAUUUCAAUUGAUCUUAAGUUGAGUACAAUGGAUUCCAAAAGAGCAAUCCUCGUCCUUGGCCUAUUGGCCAUGGUUCUUCUCAUUUCAUCAGAAGUAUCAGCCAGAGACUUAACCGAGACUUCCACUAAUACCGAAGAGGUAAAUGAUGCCAAAUAUGGUGGUGGACACUAUCAUGGUGGUGGUAGUCACUAUGGUGGUGGUGGACAUGGUGGACACCAUGGUGGUGGUGGACAUGGGGGACAUGGUGGUGCUUCCGGCAAUGAGGUUGUUGAAACAAAUGAUGUAAAUGAUGCCAAAUAUGGACACUAUGGUGGUGGCGGUAGUCACUAUGGUGGUGGCGGUAGUCACUAUGGUGGAGGUGGUAGUCACUACGGUGGUGGUGGUAGUCACUAUGGUGGUGGUGGACAUGGUGGACACUAUGGUGGUGGUGGAGGACAUGGUGGACAUGGUGGUGCUUCCGACAAUGGAAACUGAUGAUACAAUCAUACAUGAUGCACAUUCAAAGUAAUAAGUUUCAUGAGAAUGAAUAAUGUUUUGUGUUAAAUAAAAUCUUUUGUGGUUAUGUAUUAUCUAUGUAUAUGUUCGAAUCAAUAUGGUGAAUGUGUUAUCAUUUGUAAUAUAUCAAAUAUCAUCGUUGUUUCUA